CGCGCCCGGCUCAGACGCGCCCAGGAUGAGCCGGACCCAACGCAUCGCCCUUCAGGGACCCGGGCCGUGGGGUUUCCGCCUGGUCGGCGGCAAAGACUUCGACCAGCCGCUCACCAUCUCCAGGGUUACCCCUGGCAGCAAAGCUGCAAUUGCUGAUUUAUGUAUUGGAGAUGUUAUCAUGGCAAUUGAAGGGGAGAACACAGAGAACAUGAGUCACCUAGAAGCACAGAACAAAAUCAAGGGCUGCAUAGAUAAGAUAACUCUGACAGUAAGCAGAACUGAAUCAAAAAUCUGGUCACCACUGAUUACUGAAGAAGGGAAAACCAACCCGUACAAGAUGAAUCUGGCUUCCGAACCGCAGGAUAUAAGGCAUAUAGGAAGUGCACACAACCGGAGUGCUAUGCCAUUCACUGCCAACACUUCACCUAAACUCAUCACUGCUCAGUACAACAAUCCAGCAAGCUUGUACUCCCCAGAAAACAUACAGACCUUCAACAACGCAGUGGAGUCCAAGUCAUCUGUGUGUGACCAGGAGCCCAGUAAGAACUUGGACCAUCUUAACCAGCCUUCCAGUAACCUAGCAAUUGACAAGAGCUCCGAGGUUUACAAGAUGCUGCUGGAGAACCAAGAUUCAAAUGAACCACCUCGUCAAUCCACCUCAUUCUUGGUGCUACAAGAAAUUUUAGAAUCUGAAGAAAAAGGAGACCCCAAUAAGCCUUCUGGAUUUAGAAGUGUAAAAGCUCCAAUGACCAAAGUUGUAGCUUCAAUUGGAAAUUCCCAGAAGCUGCCCAUGUGUGAUAAGUGUGGGUCUGGCAUUGUAGGUGUAUUUGUGAGGCUCCGGGACAAGCAUCUCCACCCAGAGUGCUACGUGUGCAGUGACUGUGGAGCGAACCUCAAACAAAAAGGGCAUUUCUUUGUGGAGGAUUGUAUCUACUGCGAGACGCACGCCCGGGAACGCGUCACCCCACCUGAGGGCUAUGAAGUGGUCACUGUGUUUCCAAAGUGAACGAAUGUUUCAGUGUGGAAGUUCUGCAGAGAGCCAUUGUCUUCCGCUUCUGAAUUCUUAUUGCAGUCAUGAAGGUUCAGAAGGCUUUUGCAGUGGACCUUUUUGUUAACUGCUACUAAACAUCGCUAAUAGUGAAACACUUGCUUUUUUAUAUAUAGAUGUGAGGGAAUGCUCCUCCGCUUGCUGAUACAACUCUUCUUUCUGCCUCUCUCUUCAAAAUGAACUGCCAACCAAAAUCAGAUACUAAAGCCAAAUCACAAUACCUUUCUUCUGUUCCUAGUUAAUAAAGUGGUUGACUGAAAA
Messenger RNA from Elgaria multicarinata webbii, 1309 nucleotides. It is a transcript of the gene PDLIM1, whose product is annotated as PDZ and LIM domain 1. Gene Ontology annotation, molecular function: muscle alpha-actinin binding; actin binding. NCBI's taxonomy places the organism in Eukaryota, Metazoa, Chordata, Lepidosauria, Squamata, Anguidae. The transcript has 7 exons. Gene Ontology annotation, biological process: actin cytoskeleton organization; heart development; muscle structure development. The coding region runs from base 26 to 1006 and encodes 326 amino acids. The record is from RefSeq and is a predicted model, not a curated record. Gene Ontology annotation, cellular component: filamentous actin; adherens junction; Z disc.